AAAGCAGUUUAGACUGGGUGAAGGCUGACUGACAGUUGCUGUGCUUAUAGGGAAAGGUGCGGUGUGUGUCGGAGUCAACGAGGAAAACCUUCGGUACGUGUACAAGGCGAUCAGAGAUCAUGGCUUACUACAAUCACCAGACUCGUCCUCAUGGCGUUCCUGAUCAGAGCUUCCUCGCCACUAUCUUCCAGAGAGUGGACACAGACCGAAGUGGUACUAUAUCUGAUAAUGAACUUCAACAAGCAUUGUCCAAUGGUACAUGGACACCUUUCAACCCUACUACAGUUAGAUCCAUCAUCUCUAUGUUUGAUCGCGAUUGCAAAGGUGGUGUAAAUUUUACUGAAUUUACUGGGGUGUGGAAGUUUAUCACUGAUUGGCAGAAUAUAUUUCGGACCUACGACAGAGACAAUUCUGGUUUUAUUGACAAGGGCGAAUUGAAACAAGCCUUAUCAAAUUUUGGGUAUCGUUUAACGGACCAAUUUUAUGAUAUUCUCAUUCGCAAAUUUGACAGGCAGAAAAGAGGUCAAGUUGCCUUUGAUGAUUUCAUUCAGUGCUGCACUGUCCUGCAGAGACUGACUGAUGUAUUUCGACGCUACGAUACAGAUCAAGAUGGCUGGAUACAAGUUUCAUAUGAGCAGUAUCUUUCCAUGGUCUUUAAUGUAGUAUGAUGCCAAAAAGAAACAUUGCCUGGACCAGCACAGACUGAAAUAAAUCUUUACCUUAUUUUACUGGA
Messenger RNA from Rana temporaria (common frog), 733 nucleotides. It is a transcript of the gene PDCD6, whose product is annotated as programmed cell death 6. Gene Ontology annotation, molecular function: calcium ion binding. The record is from RefSeq and is a predicted model, not a curated record. The transcript is spliced from 6 exons. NCBI's taxonomy places the organism in Eukaryota, Metazoa, Chordata, Amphibia, Anura, Ranidae. The coding region runs from base 120 to 668 and encodes 182 amino acids.